AUGACUUUCAAAGGUACCGUUGCUGUGGAGGAGGCGGUGAUCGACCCGGCAACAACCUGGAUUCUAAGUGAAUCGCAGCAUAUCCUGACUCCGGGAGAUGCGGGUAAAGCCGCGGUGGAAUCCCACAAGCAGCGCUUACUGGACAUCGAUGGACGACUUGCCUCAAUGGAUGCUGAAGGUGUUGAGUAUAUGUUGCUCUCAUUGACUGCCCCUGGCUGCCAGGGAAUUGCAGACCAGAAGCUGUCAGAAGAGACUGCCACCGGAUUCAACGACUGGCUCGCUGGGGAGGUUUCCAAGAGGCCCUCUCGUUUUGGUGGGAUGGCAGCUGUCUCAAUGCAUGAUCCCGUCCAGGCAGCCGAGGAGCUGAAAAGAGCGGUCCAGCAAUUGGGAUUCUUUGGGGGGCUGAUAAACGAUUUCCAAAGCACGAAGACGAGUGAGAAACAACUAUACUAUGAUACGCCGGCCUACGAUCCAUUUUGGAGAAUGGCGGAGCAGCUCGAUGUGCCAAUUUACUUGCAUCCCCGCUACCCAGAACUCUCCGAUCUUCAACCCAACACCAAAUAUGGAUCUCGACUACAUUUGAUUGGGGCUGGGGUUCAAUUCUACUUGGAUCUGUCCUUCCACAUUUAUGCCCUUUGCGCGUCCGGUGUUUUUGACCGGUUUCCUCGCUUGAAGGUUGUUGCCGGGCAUCUCGGCGAAAACAUUCCAUUCAACCUCUGGCGAGCCUCGCACUGGUACAACAAGCCUAGCAAGAAGGCUACUCGCCCUUCGCUGCAUGACUACAGCUACUACUUCCAUAAGAAUAUCUUCAUCACUACAUCUGGGAACUUUUCGACUCCUGGGUUGAAAUUCUGUAUCGAGGAGCUUGGAGUAGAGAGAUGUUUGUACUCGAUAGAUACCCCGUAUGAUCAGGUCAAGGAAGGUCAAGAAUGGUGGCGGACGGUGGAAUUGAAAGACAACUAUAAGGAAUUGGUGGGUAGGGAGAAUGCGAUUCGUCUGUUCAAGCUACCGAUUGAGAUCUAA
Molecule: messenger RNA, 1023 nt
Organism: Penicillium expansum
Lineage: Eukaryota; Fungi; Ascomycota; Eurotiomycetes; Eurotiales; Aspergillaceae
Product: amidohydrolase family protein
Exons: 2
Coding region: 1-1023 (340 amino acids)
Biological process (GO): secondary metabolic process
Cellular component (GO): cytosol; cytoplasm
Molecular function (GO): carboxy-lyase activity; hydrolase activity
Source: RefSeq, a predicted model, not a curated record